Kazachstania africana CBS 2517 is the source of this 480-nucleotide messenger RNA. It is a transcript of the gene SLM4, whose product is annotated as Slm4p. NCBI's taxonomy places the organism in Eukaryota, Fungi, Ascomycota, Saccharomycetes, Saccharomycetales, Saccharomycetaceae. Gene Ontology annotation, cellular component: Ragulator complex. Gene Ontology annotation, biological process: signal transduction. The record is from RefSeq and is a predicted model, not a curated record. The coding region runs from base 1 to 480 and encodes 159 amino acids. The transcript has a single exon.
AUGAUAGACUCUGCCAAUGUCAAGGCACUCCUAGAGAAUACUUUGAACGGCAUUUCAUGCCAAAAUGUGCCAUUUAGAACGAACGCUCUGAGUUCAUCCGUCGUCCUUUCAUCAAAGAAUGGCUCUAUAAUAUCCUAUGCCAUAGAUAAUAGUAACCCUGAAAGUAGUACAUCACUCAGUAAUCUGAAAAUGAUGAGUCUUCUCAGUAAAGAUAAAUGGAAUGAUGACGAAAGUCAGCCAUCGGAACAAACAACAAAAAGUUGCUAUCAAUAUCAAUGGAACGCUAAGGGUACUGGCUACAAGACAAGGAUAUAUACGUACGAAAUAGAAGAAUUACAUUCAUGUCUAGCGCAAAUACCCGGAAGUGAUCUGAUAUUACUCUUCGUUGCUGACAGCUCAUUCCCAUACGGUCUUCUUGUCCUGAAGAUGAAGCAAGCCUUACUGGCAUUUCAUGAUAUGUACGGAUAUAAAUUGGGUUGA